AUGCGAAUUGCGCCUUACUUUGUUUUCGUGUACGUCGCCAUGUCUUUCGCCGUCUCCGAUUCUGAGUUGGGGUCUCUGUCCUCGGCUGAGGACGGGGGUUUUGUUCCUGUAACCCAGGCUCCGGCUGUUGCGGCUGCCUCUGGCCGUGGAACGGCUCGCCGGCGCACACGCAGUAGUGCUCGCGUGUCCGUCCAACAGCUUGCCGACUGGCCCGUGCAUCGGAUUCUGGGCGAGCUCUACUCGCGGGACGUCUCUGUUCCGUCUGGGCUUUCGCAUGGGGAACUGUAUGACUACUUGUCGUUCCAGAACAGCUCCUCUGUUGUCCCUCAGUCCGUUCCCUUUGUCGCUCCGUCCGGGGGUAAGCGCCAGGCGAAGAAGCGUCACUCUCAGCCGGUUGCUCCGGGCGCGCCUGCGAAACGCGCCGGGCCCCCCGGUCCCGGUCCUUCCGCAGACUCCUCCUUGGCGUCCGCUCUUCUCGAGAUGAGGUCGGCUCUCACUGCCAUGAAUGCCAGGUUGGAUUCCAUGGAGGGCAACGCGAUGUCCCGCGUCCUCCCUCCCAGCAUGCCGGUGCCAUCCUCUUCCGUGUUUGCUCCGGUGCCUGCCCCUCUGCCGUACGACGUCACGCCCCUGAGGACCCUGGGAACUGCAGUUCCGGCUCCGUCUGCUGGCUCUUCGUUUCUGCCUCCUGCUGCUGCAAUCCCGGAUGCGCUUCGGAAUCAGAUCUUGGCAGGCCAUGACAUUAAUCUGGUGAAGAUUCUGUUGUGCAGUACUGAGACUGCUGAUAAGCGAUUUGUGGACUGUGGGGAGUUUUCCGUUAUCCUGAAGGAUAGCGACCCGAGGCUGUCUAAAACUCUGACUUUGGCGGAAUUUAAUGUGGCUUUUGGCGUUUUUCGGGACACUCUGUGCGAGGUUUACCCGCUUCGUCGAGCGGAAUUGGAUACCUAUUUGGCGAUCAUUUCUGACCUGGCCCUUUCCUAUGGGGGUUCUCUCUUCUAUGAAUAUCAUAAAUCCUUCUCUGCUAAAGCUGCGCUGUCCAUUCAGAAAUUCAACCAGAGGGUAGAUUGGUCUGUUGUGGAUCUAGGCUUGAUAAGUCGCCACUUUACGGGCCAUAAAACCCUGGCAUGCACCGUUUGUGGGUCUUUCUCUCACACGACCUCACUCUGUCCGAGGACUGCUCUGCAACGUCUGUCCACUUCCCGACCUUUGUCCCGUCCCGACGCUCCGGCCUCGAGUUCAGGGUUCCGUCCGAAACGUCAGGUACAAACUUUCAGGGGGUCUACGCCCCAUCUCUGUAUGAACUUCAAUGAGAGUGUUUGUACUUAUCCUAACUGUAGGUUUUUGCAUGCAUGUAGUUGGUGCGGGGACAGCCAUCCACGCUCGGUGUGCCCCAGGAGACCUCGACCUGCUCACUCAGGGAAAUAAACAUGAAGCAUCCCUCUACUCCUGUG
Molecule: messenger RNA, 1448 nt
Organism: Notolabrus celidotus (New Zealand spotty)
Lineage: Eukaryota; Metazoa; Chordata; Actinopteri; Labriformes; Labridae
Exons: 2
Coding region: 1-1422 (473 amino acids)
Source: RefSeq, a predicted model, not a curated record